Molecule: messenger RNA, 1790 nt
Organism: Babesia bovis T2Bo
Lineage: Eukaryota; Apicomplexa; Aconoidasida; Piroplasmida; Babesiidae
Exons: 2
Coding region: 222-1748 (508 amino acids)
Source: RefSeq, a predicted model, not a curated record
GCGCUUAGUGAGGAGUGCAGCGUGACGUGCACGUGCGAGGGGCCACACUCCACAAUAUUAUUCUACACACUGGUCUUCAUUAAUCUUCAAAAGUAUUUUAAGGUUGAUUUCAAAGCGCAAAACGUCCGGGUAACAUUAGCACCUCUACACAUCUCGGUGGCUCUGACCUGUUGGUUAUGAAUCAUUGAGAUCCGGUUAUGUGGCUAUAUGAUUAAAACGCGAUGGAGUCGGAUGAGUUGAUUGCAAAACGGAAUGGACUUAGAAGAAUCUCAAAAACACCGACCACUCCUAAGCACCCUGGACUCGUCAACAGGGAGUUCCCUCCUAUUAAAAAGGAAGCUCCACCUCCCAGGUUUAAGUCAUUUCACGAUUACUAUUUGACUCAAGGGAAGCAUCAUAAUCGUGAUUUUUUAACUGCACAGCGAGCAUAUAACGCUUCACUUCAAGGUCAUGUUCCACACAUCCCGAAUCACGUAGUCCAAUCGAAUACAGGAAAAUGCGAUCCACCCUCUAAUAAAUUUGCAGAUGAUGCGCCCAGUCGUUUAUCUGCGAGUUACAAAUGUUACGAUGAAAAGGAACUCAGCGUUGUAUUGAAGGGCCACGUUAAACGACUUUGCAAUUACUUUCAAAAUGCAGUGCCAAACAAGCAGUACGCAAGUACCAUCAAAGCUAUGGUUGAGAAAUCCAAGCCCCGUUCCCUAGCUAACUUGCCUCGCUCUGAAUCAUCAUGUAGUACAACCAACAGCUAUCAGCCACAAAAGGAAAUGGAUGUUGCUGAAAUGUUGAAUAACAUGCGAAUACCAGCUGUUGGAAUCAUAGAUCUUGCGCAACAUUUUGCCAAAAGGAAGUCUGGUUGUGCAAUGCCUUCCACGGAACAAGAGGCCCUGGAGUUCCUCGAGCACGAGGGCAUCGCAUACAACAAUGCUGUCAUGUUAAUGGAAUCCACAAAGCGUGCUGGUGUGGUCAAGAAGGUGUUCAAUUGGCGAUCUGCGAUGCAGGCUAUCUGUACAGGUGACACUAAAGUUGAGACCUUAUCUGGUUCCUAUGUCAAUCGUGAAGAGAUCAUCAGGGUUGAUUUACCGCUUCCAUUAGAUCCAGAUAUGUGUGAAUUCCUUCGUAAGCGUGGUUUUGUAAUAGGUAAAAACGGUAUGCCUAUUCUUGAAACGGAUGACGUUAUGGAAUUUGACGGCAUCAAGUUUUUCGUUAUGCCUUGCUAUGACCCUGUAAAGGAUGCAAGCACUCGUCAGAGUUCCACUGUCUCUGAUGUAUCGUUGGAUUUGAAGACCGGUCCCAUUUUACCUGAAGUAUCUCACGAUCCUGAUACUUUGAAGGUCUAUGAUUUAAAGAUAAACAAGGUUACCACUGACAAUGACUUGACGGCUAACGAUUCUGAAUUUGACAAUUGUGUGCCAUGUGUGAAGCGUUCAGAUUCUUUUGAUAUGCGAGAGGACAGUUUGGAUGCGUUUACAAACCACAUAUUUGGGUAUGCCGAGCCUCAUAACCUUGACAAGGUUCUUGAUGAUCUUCGUCGUCUUUUACCGGAGGAGUGUGAUGGUAAGGAAGGGAGUGACGAUUUGUUGAUUACCGACCCGAAUGAGCAGAAUGUAGAAGGUUUCGAAUGGUUUUUGAAUAGCCCUGAGGGUGUUCACUCCGCGUCGGUUAAAGAUGCUGCAAACCUUGACGACGAACCGUUGACAGACGUUGAUUACGAUGUCAUUGACCAAUUUCGAUGGAUGAAAGCAGUGUAGUUCACAUGCAUCUAGCGUUCCCUCUAUACAGAGCGUAUUUUA